Colius striatus (speckled mousebird) is the source of this 980-nucleotide messenger RNA. Its product is annotated as T-cell surface glycoprotein CD3 epsilon chain. Gene Ontology annotation, molecular function: transmembrane signaling receptor activity. Lineage: Eukaryota; Metazoa; Chordata; Aves; Coliiformes; Coliidae. Gene Ontology annotation, biological process: cell surface receptor signaling pathway; positive thymic T cell selection. The coding region runs from base 162 to 725 and encodes 187 amino acids. The record is from RefSeq and is a predicted model, not a curated record. The transcript is spliced from 7 exons. Gene Ontology annotation, cellular component: alpha-beta T cell receptor complex; membrane; external side of plasma membrane.
GGCACUGGAAACGCGUCUCCCCAGCACUGCUCGGUCCGUUGCCACACACAGUUCUGGGAAAACAGCCUGAGCCUCUCUUCUUGUAAAUGGAACUUGCAAAGCUGAUGUGUUCUUUCUUCUCUGGCAGCCGGCCUCCGUGAUGCCCAUCUGAGGAGAGCGAGAUGAGUUGGAACGGCAGGAUGAGGUCGGAGCUGUCCUUGCCUCUGCUGGGCCUCCUGCUCUGUGUGGUUGGCACAGCAGCUCAGCAGGAUGAGACCGAAGCACAGGGGGACUUCGUGGUGGAGAUUUCUGGAACCACGGUGACAAUCACAUGUCCCUUGACUGACGAGAGCAUAACCUGGCAGGUAACUGGGAUAAAGGCAGACACCAAGGAGAGGAAGUACGUUAUAGAGGACCACAACAGCUCUCCUACCAACAUCAGUUGCUCCUCUGGUAAUAGGAAGCAUGAAAUGUACCUGAAUGCCAGAGUGUGUGCAAACUGUGAGGAGCUGGAUACCUUGGCAGUGACAGGGAUCAUCACUGCAGAUCUUCUCAUCACCUUUGGGGUGCUGAUUCUGGUCUAUUACUUCAGCAAAGACAGGAAGGGGAGAGCGAGCAGUAGCACCGGCAGCCGGCCACGAGGUCAGAAGAUGCAGCGUCCUCCCCCGGUUCCAAACCCAGACUAUGAGCCCAUCCGGAAAGGCCAGCGGGAGGUCUAUGCAGGCCUGGAGUCCAGGGGCUUCUGAAGUUGCCAGGCUGGCAAAUGGGCACAGAGGGGCUCAGUGCUUCUGCUCACCUCCAUCCUGGGUCUCUGGAGGCCUGCUGAGGCCCAGCCUUCUGGGGUAAGGCAGGAGGCUUCACAGGACAGGCACCCUCUGCCAUCCCUGUCCCACCCUGAGGCCUUCCUUCGGCCUUCAGAUGGACUUCAGGGAAAAGAAACAAGCAAGCACAUUGUUAAGAGAAGUUUUCCUUCUCAUUAAAGGGCUGCAGCCUCACUCGUA